UUACCAAGCGAUCAGUCGGUUCUCGUCCUUGCCGGAUGACACCGGUCGACACGCGGGCGUUCGACCGAAACUUAAUCGUAAGUUUUGCGCGCCACCGCGAGUCGGCGCCACGCACGAGACUCCUUUUUCUCCGCGGAUACGUGGAGAAACAUGCAGCUCAUGAGAUGGAGCAUCACGCGCCGCCUCGAGUGCAGGGGGAUCAAGCAGGGGACAUCCAGGCUGUCGUGCCCCCGAUUUUCCGGAGAGGAAAAUGACUUUACGUCGGAUGGAGAAGAGAGUGGCGGUGCAGGAGCUGGCGGAGACGAAGCCGUGGACCUCACGGCUGCCAGGUCUCAUCAAGGUGACGAGGAUGACAAGGAUCAGGAAGACGUUUUGGAGGAGGAUGAGGAGGAAGGGGUGGACGAGCAGGACGAUCAAGAGGACGACGAGGAAGGAUCGAGGAAGCAAAUGCAUCACAGGCAGGAUGCUGAGAACAACAAUAAUUUCGUGGAAGGUGGGACACCGGCCAGCUUAUUCCCACCGGCUGGAACUAGUCACGUCACCUUGGAAGCCCUUCAGAACACGAAAGUGGCGGUUGCUCAGUUCGCAGCGACAGCGUUGGCCGGUGGCGCGGACACCGAGGCUGCUCUCCAAGAUUUGGCGUUGCUGCAAAGCACCCUGUACACCUUGCAGCAUCAACAAGUGUUCCAGUUGCAGUUGAUCAGUCAACUCCAGCAACAACUCUCCAUAACGCAUAAUCAAACGGUGCAACAGCAACCGCCGGGCGAGCCGCCGGACAGCAAAGAAAUAUCACCGUCACCGAUCAUUCAGCCCAAACCUUUGUCGAGCCUUACUUCGCCUCCCUCGUCGCGUCCGCCGAGCCAUCAGCAAACCUCGCCAGCUCCGAUGACGCCCAACCUCGCCCAGGAACGGCCCACACCGACCAGCAGCGCGUCCCCGUUGAAUCUUCCCCUGGCUUCGACGAACGCGACAGGCACGACCGCGACCACCAGCACCAGCAGCCAGGUGCCUAUGUCUCAUCAGAUUCCGCCUCUCUGCUCGAUCAGUUCUUCCUUAGCUUCGUCGAUAAUAACCAACACCGAUCCCCCACCGUUGCACGAGCCGAACACCCUGGAGAUGCUGCAGAAGAGAGCCCAGGAAGUUCUGGACAACGCCAGCCAAGGACUGCUGGCGAACAACCUGGCCGACGAGUUGGCGUUCAGGGGAGGGAAAGGCUCCCGCCUCUCCCCGUACGACUCAAAGUCCGGAAGCGGUCGCGGGGAGCCGUUCUUCAAGCAUCGUUGCCGGUAUUGCGGCAAGGUGUUCGGCAGCGACUCGGCGCUUCAGAUCCACAUACGAUCGCACACAGGUGAGCGACCCUUUAAAUGCAACGUCUGCGGCAGCCGCUUCACCACGAAAGGGAACCUCAAGGUCCACUUCCAGAGGCAUACGGCCAAGUUUCCACAUGUUAAGAUGAACCCGAAUCCCGUUCCGGAACACCUGGACAAGUACCAUCCACCCCUGCUACAGCAAAUCGCCUCUGGUCAGAGACCGAUGCCGUCCCCGCCACCGCCACCGCCCUCUCACCAUCCCACCUUCCACCCGGCGGCGGCCCACGGUUUUUUACCCCCCCAACCUCCCCUGCCGCUCAGCCUAGCCCUUCCCGGUAUGCCACCCCUGUACAGAUCGCCGGUUGUUGCUCAUCGAGACGAUCAGGACGUGCCGGAGAACUUGAGUAAACCCGUUACCACUGCCCCGACCACGUCCCCACAUUCCCCCGCGGUUGUGUCCAACUCUCGUCAUUCCUUUCACGACAAUCACCUCCACCAUCAUCACCACCACCACCACCAACAACAACAACAACAACAACAACAACAUCAACAUCAACAACAACAGCAGCAGCAGCAACAAAAGCAGCAACAACUCGAGCAAAGGGACGAGAUCAAGCUCGAGCACCGGUCGCCUAUGCAAGACCAGUAUCAACAACACCAACGGCCCACGAGUCACGAGCCCGGCGAGAGGAUAACGCCUAAGAAAGAGCCGGAGGAGGCCGAGGAGCCGACGGAGGAGGAUAGCGAGGAUUUCGAAGAGACGACCAGACGGUAUUUGAAUUCACCCCAAUCCUCUGUCAAUCCACCCUCUCAACCGCAGACUUACGAAGACUGUAGCAUGGACAGUAAGAUCAGCGGCCGGCUCGAAGGCGACGCCGACAUGGAAGUAGACGAGGAGAUCGAGGAACAGCCGGAAAAUUUGUCCGGUCGGGGAACGAUUAAUCGUUUGCCGCAGCAUAUUGUCGCGUAUCCCGGGGCAUCCCCGGCGAGCAGUAGCGCGAGCAGCGGAAGCCUUCAAACAUCCUUCGCGGGGAUUCUGUUCCCAGGGCCGCCCGCGCAUCAUCAAAUCCCGCACCAUCCCGCUCCAACUACCGUGAACACGUCCGCCGUCAAUACGAGCGAGAUGAUCGAUCCGGCCAAGGAUCCAGCCAUCUAUUCCAGCCUGUUGCCACGGCCGGGCAGCAACGACAACUCGUGGGAAAGUUUGAUCGAGAUCACCAAGACCUCGGAAACGUCCAAGUUGCAGCAACUGGUGGACAACAUCGAGCACAAAUUGACCGAUCCGAACCAGUGCGUGAUUUGCCACAGAGUGCUGUCCUGCAAAAGCGCGUUGCAGAUGCAUUACAGGACCCACACGGGCGAGCGGCCGUUCAAGUGCAAGAUCUGCGGCCGGGCGUUCACCACAAAGGGUAACUUGAAGACUCACAUGGGCGUGCACAGGGCGAAGCCGCCGCUCAGGGUGUUGCAUCAGUGCCCCGUUUGCCACAAGAAAUUCACGAACGCGCUGGUGUUGCAGCAACACAUACGGCUGCACACCGGCGAGCCAACGGAGCUCAGCCCGGAGCAGAUUCAAGCCGGCGAGGUGAACGAGUUCCCGCGUUAUCCGCACCACCCGCUGGCAUCCUUCCUCCCGCAGGGCUUUCCACCCAUUCACCCUGCCGGAGCCGGCUUCCCCUUGAGUUUCCCCCCGACGCGGCAACAGGCGUUGGAAAGACAGGCUCAGGAGAACGACGUGGACGGGAAGGACGAGGCGCAGCAGCAGCACCAGCAUCAGCAUCAGCAUCAACAUCAACACCAGCAUCAGCAUCAACAUCAGCAACAGCAACAACAGCAGAGGUACACGGGGGAGGAGCACAGCGAGGAAGCGGAUGAUCAGGAUGACGAGGAGGAUGAUCGUAGGGAGGAAGACGAGAGGUGUGCCAUGAAUCGCGAUGGUCGUGGCGACGUGGAGGACGAGCAGGAUCGCGAGAGCGAGGAAAACGAGCACAAAGAGAUGUCUCUACCGAGUUUCUCCACUUCUUUGGCAGCUCUGGAGAACCAAGUUCGAACGAUCACCACGACGGCCACGUCGACGGUGGGGAACAUGGCCAGAUCGCCCCCGUUUCACCGGUACAACGGGAGCGAGAAGAGCAACAGCCCGAUGAAUUCGGGCGCCCCGUUGGACUUGACACCCCGGGCAUCGUCCACUCCCGCUUCGGUGGCUUCCGUGCCAACGCCACCUCCGCAAACCACGACCCAACACCCGCACCCGUUCGGCAUGUUCGCAGGCCUGCUGCAAGCGGUCUCAUCGUCGCCGUCUACCAGCAGCAUCGGUUCGUCGAGCAUAAACAGCGUGAGCUCGAUGAACGCCGUGACUCCUGGAAGCGGCGCCGCCGGACCCUUGGCUUCCCUGACCACGUCAGCCGUGUUGGCUGCCACGUCGACCUACAACCCGCUCGGCCUGGCUGUCGGAGGGCCAGCAGGUAGGCGCUGCUAGCAUCAGGGCGAGCUGCAGUUCCUGCUACACCUCCCGAUCGAUCUGACACGAUUCACUGAUCCUGACCAACUGCCAGUCUGACUGAUUCGUCCACCUUUAUCCAAACUCUGUAUAUCGACGUAUCCUGUUUGUGGUGUAGCCGGACCUAGCACUCCCACCUCCGCUUGACUCUUUUUAUUAUCUGUUCGAACACCUCUGUUUCGAUAUUUCUCUAUGUUUCUAUUUCUCUCUCUCUCUCUUCUCUCUCUCUCUA
Apis florea (little honeybee) is the source of this 4039-nucleotide messenger RNA. It is a transcript of the gene salm, whose product is annotated as spalt major. Lineage: Eukaryota; Metazoa; Arthropoda; Insecta; Hymenoptera; Apidae. Gene Ontology annotation, biological process: regulation of transcription by RNA polymerase II. The record is from RefSeq and is a predicted model, not a curated record. Gene Ontology annotation, molecular function: RNA polymerase II cis-regulatory region sequence-specific DNA binding; DNA-binding transcription factor activity, RNA polymerase II-specific. Gene Ontology annotation, cellular component: nucleus.